AUGGGGAGGACGAUUCUUUUCUGUAUGCUUUUCUUCUGUUCCAGUAUGGCACUGAGUACAGCUCGGCACAAAUUAGCAAAAUACAGACAGCUCCUCAAGACAAUUGAACAGCUAGAAACCACAGUGAAAGAUAAGGAUGUUGAAUUGCUGCAUACACCAGAAAACCCUGGGGAUGGAUGCCUGUUCACAGCUGUGACCUGCUUCCAGAAGGGCACACUGAAAUUACAACCAAAAAACCGCCAAGAAAAUUCAACAUUCACCCAAACCAUUGAAGUCUUGAAAAGAUUUACCAUCAAGAACCCUGGAAAGCACUGUGAGUCUUCAUGUGAAUCUUACAAGAAAAAAAGCCCCAAAGAAUUUCUGAAGAGCUUUUCACAACUAAUUCAACAGGUAAUCAGGGCCAAUUCCUCCUGCGUGCUUCUGACAUUUUGCAAAUGA
Apus apus (common swift) is the source of this 438-nucleotide messenger RNA. It is a transcript of the gene IL21, whose product is annotated as interleukin 21. NCBI's taxonomy places the organism in Eukaryota, Metazoa, Chordata, Aves, Apodiformes, Apodidae. Bases 1 to 438 code for a protein of 145 amino acids. Gene Ontology annotation, cellular component: extracellular region. Gene Ontology annotation, biological process: immune response; positive regulation of natural killer cell mediated cytotoxicity. The transcript has 4 exons. The record is from RefSeq and is a predicted model, not a curated record. Gene Ontology annotation, molecular function: cytokine receptor binding.